Triticum dicoccoides is the source of this 1106-nucleotide messenger RNA. RefSeq names its product aquaporin PIP2-5-like. The record is from RefSeq and is a predicted model, not a curated record. The coding region runs from base 181 to 1068 and encodes 295 amino acids. Gene Ontology annotation, biological process: transmembrane transport. Gene Ontology annotation, cellular component: membrane. Gene Ontology annotation, molecular function: channel activity. Lineage: Eukaryota; Viridiplantae; Streptophyta; Magnoliopsida; Poales; Poaceae. The transcript has a single exon.
CAUAGUUCACCACAUCUGCCUUGUGGUUCCUCUCUUCUCUAUAUAUAGAUGCAUCUUUGCCUGCAGGUUAUGGACACAAUACUUAGCCGAUUCUUAAUUAUUUUCAUCCAUCAAUCUCUUCAGUGUCUCUUCUUUUGCUCCCGAAUCAAUCAGCUGAGCUAGAGGUCGAUCGAUAUCGACAUGGCCGGCGCUGCACAGGGCAAGCAGAGUAGAGAGGCCCAUGGUAACAACGAUAUCAGCGUCACCAAGGACUACCUCGACCCUCCGGCGGUGAGGCUGUUCGACGCCGGCGAGCUGGGCCAGUGGUCCCUGUACCGCGCCAUCAUCGCCGAGUUCACCGCCAGCCUGCUCUUCGUCUACGUCUCCGUCGCCACCGUGAUCGGCCACAAGCGCCAGACGGACGCCGAAGCGUGCAGCGGCGCCGGCGUGCUGGGCAUCGCGUGGUCCUUCGGCAGCAUGAUCGCCGUCCUCGUCUACUGCACCGCCGGCAUCUCCGGAGGCCACGUCAACCCCGCCGUCACGUUCGGGCUGCUGCUGGCCAGGAAGCUGUCGAUCCCCCGCGCCUUACUCUACACGUCGGCGCAGUGCCUCGGCGCCAUCUGCGGCGCGGCGAUGGUCAGGGCCGUGCACGGCGCGCGGCACUACGAGCUCUACGGCGGCGGCGCCAACGCGGUCGCGCCGGGGUACUCCAAGGCGGGGGGGCUGCUGGCCGAGGCGGCCGGCACCUUCGUCCUCGUGUACACCGUCUUCUCGGCGACCGACCCGAAGCGCAUGGCGCGGGACACCCACGUGCCGGUGCUGGCCCCGCUGCUCAUCGGGUUCGCGGUCGUGGUGGCGCACCUGGCCACCAUCCCCGUCACCGGCACCGGGAUCAACCCGGCGAGGAGCCUGGGUGCCGCCGUGGUGUACAACAACAGCAAGGCGUGGAGCGAGCAGUGGAUCUUCUGGGUCGGGCCGUUCUCUGGCGCCGCCGUGGCCAUGGCGUACCACCAGUACAUCCUCAGGGGCGGUGCCGCCGCCAAGCCACACUUCAACUUCGACAAUGGAUUCCGACGCAUCGGCUGUUGAUGGAGCCACGCCAAGAGAUGAUGAUGGUAAUCAGUCUG